Drosophila albomicans is the source of this 2092-nucleotide messenger RNA. Its product is annotated as retinol dehydrogenase 13. The coding region runs from base 152 to 1288 and encodes 378 amino acids. Lineage: Eukaryota; Metazoa; Arthropoda; Insecta; Diptera; Drosophilidae. The transcript has 5 exons. The record is from RefSeq and is a predicted model, not a curated record.
UCGCGGGUCGUGCAGAGAGCGUGGUGUGCAGCCACAGCGAAUUUCCAUUCACAUUCGAAUUCGUAUAUCAACAAGCAAGUGACAGUCUUGGAAUUGCACACACACACACACACACGCACACACAACAACACGCGUAAAUUUAUACGUCAUCAUGGAACGCCUGCUGACCAUAUUUGAGAAUGCUGAUCCCUUCUCAACCUGGUGGCCCACAAUAGCCGCCGUUGCUGUUGGCAUUGUGAUUACUGUGCGCACGAUAAUGAGCGGCCAGCGCUGUCCCAACGAUAAUCAAAUCAAGAAGCAAAUUGUCGUAGUUACUGGCGGCAACAGCGGCAUUGGCUUCGAGAUAGCCAAAGCGCUGGGGGGACGUGGUGCUCGCAUUAUCCUUGCCUGUCGCAACCUCACAGCCGGCGAACGCGCUGCAGCCAUCAUCAAGCGUGAGCUCGGCUGCCACACUCCACUCGCCACUGCCGCCGACGGCGGUGACAACAUAAAUCCGGCGGAGCGUUACUUCGUCGAGGCACGGCACUUGGAUCUCAGCUCCUUUCGCAGUGUGCAUCAGUUUGCCGCGAGGCUGAUGUCGGAGUUUGAGCACAUCGAUGUGCUGGUGAACAAUGCGGGCCUGGUGUUUGGCGACACUCGAGUGCCGACGCCGGAUGGCUUCGAGCAGCACAGUCAGGUGAACUAUUUGGCACCGUUUCUGCUGACGCAGCUGUUGCUGCCACAUCUGAAGAGGGCCGAACAGGGCCGGAUUGUGUUUGUAUCGGCGCACGCCCAUCAAGCGGCCAAAAUCGAUUUCGAUGAUCCGCUGAAUGUGGGCACCUAUGCGAUGAAAUUCCAUGCACGCGAUGCCUUCGCCCACUCCAAAUUGGCCGUCAUUUUGGCCACACGCUGGCUGGCCAAAGUGCUCAAAGAUACCUCGGUCACGGUCAAUUGCUGUACGCCGGGUCUGGUGAGAGGAACUCGGCACCUGCGCAACUCACCGCUAAUGUCGGCUUUUUGUGUUAAAGUGAUCACCUACCCCUGGAUGUGGCUCUUCAUGAAGAAUGCCGUCGAGGGGGCACAGUGCGCCAUUCGCCUGGCCACGGAUCCCCAGCUGAAGCAAGUGACUGGCGAGUACUUCAACGACUGCGAAAUUGCGCCAACUUCGGAGGCUGGCCAGGACAAGGAAUUGGCCAAGAAAUUGUACAUGCAAACUAUAAAAACGCUCGAGCGCGUUACCAAACUUACUGUCGACACGGAGGCGUGCACCAUGGACGGGGCGGACACAGCAGCGGGCAAUGGCAACUGAUUUAUGUUGGGCACGCGGCAAGUCUGCAAAACUGCAACGUCUAUUUGCAUUUGGUUUAACAAUUGCCGCAUUAGGCACUCCGGCUCCAUGUCUCCACUCUCUCUCUCUCUCUCUCUCUGCUCUCUCCUACUUCAAACCAAAUAAAAAAAGAAAAGAAAAAGACAAGCCAGGCGAACAAACUGGCUACUUAGGAGACGCCCCCUUUUUAAGGGUCUGCAACUGAGAUGCUCUGAGACUCUGCGACUGCCACUGCCUCUGUGCUUAACUCUAAGAAAUAUAUGUAAAUUUAAUGUGCGAGCAUCCUCAAAAAUUUGCUGAUUUUGUCUUUUAUUUCAUUUCAUUUUAUUUUCAUUUUCAUUUUUACGUUGAGUUUUUCAAAAGGCAAAAACCCAUGAACCCGUCAUAAGCACAGAUUUACGAGGCGCGGUCAAUUAGAAAAUCACCAUAUGUUUCCCCGAAUUAUGUUGUAUUCUUUGUGAUGUCCUUUUGAAUAUUGUUUUAUGAAUUUAUUCAAAGCAUUUGAGAGGUUCAACUCGACAAAGAGCAACAGACCGUAAUCCAAAUAUAUUACAUAAAUACCAUAUGCUUAAUGUUUGUAUGCUAUAUGCGCUAGCAUCUGCUUGGAAAUUUCAAUGUUUUGCCAUACAUUAAAAUAAAUAAUGGGCACUUUGAGUACGCUUCUCAUAGUAUUUUCAUAACCAGCUGUCAGUCAAUUAAUUCUGCGAUCAUCUGCAUAUCGCAAUCUAAACUCGUUUUGCGUAUACGUAAUAUUGUGUCUCUUGCUGCUUUAAUAUUCAAAUACAC